Colletotrichum karsti is the source of this 7572-nucleotide messenger RNA. RefSeq lists its product as uncharacterized. The coding region runs from base 1 to 7572 and encodes 2523 amino acids. Gene Ontology annotation, molecular function: protein binding; protein serine/threonine kinase activity. The record is from RefSeq and is a predicted model, not a curated record. Gene Ontology annotation, biological process: telomere maintenance; DNA damage checkpoint signaling; protein phosphorylation. NCBI's taxonomy places the organism in Eukaryota, Fungi, Ascomycota, Sordariomycetes, Glomerellales, Glomerellaceae. Gene Ontology annotation, cellular component: nucleus. The transcript has 13 exons.
AUGCAGGAUUACCAAUCAACCGAAAUUGGUAUCAAUCUUCAACGAGGAGAACGACCAGAAGUCCCUGCAGAACUCGCCGCUGUGAAAGCUGACGCCAUUGAAUUCUCAGGCAGCUUUGUCCCCGCCAGCGCGACGAGCGCGAACAGUGUUGCAAGCCCCUCCGACGCAAACCGUCCUCGUCCUGCGCAGACCUGCGCCCCCGCAACCUCCCUCGAGCCAUAUCGACCCUACGAUGCAUACGAGAUCAUGGCGGCAGACCAGCUCUACGGCAAGCCGGCUGGCGCUGCCGCGAAUGUGCCGCCUCCAUCCACGCUAGCCGCCCAGCUCGUCGAAAAUAUUUCCGCCUCGACCAGGUCUUCACGAUCCGACGAGAACGCGGAGCUGAAGCGGCUCAUGGCUGUGAUAGAGAGGAUCAAGAACAACCCCGAGCUGCUGAAGACACCCGAAGAACGAACGGAGCACAACCACAUGCUCAUCUACGUGUACGCACGCGUCGUCCUCGAAGGUAUCAAGCUCGAUGACGUCUUUGCCGACAAGGACCGAUUGCGGAACGAGGCGCUCAAGGCGAUCAAUUUCAUGAAAGUCACGAUCGAGGAGACGCCGAACGUCUUGAACUAUACUACGGAUGGGAAGCAAUUCGUGUUUCGCGGGGAGGAGCCGCUUUGGCUCUGGGUCUUCCCCAAGGUACUGAGAUUGCUUGGCCACGCUCGGUGUCUCGACCUCACGACGGCAAUCGAGGGCUUCUUCCGGUUUCUGAUACUCGUGGCCAUUCGUGCGGGGUCAAUGUGGUCUUUGCUGUCUUCCAUGAUCAUGUAUCUUCGGGAGACGAGUAAUAGCUUGCUGUCUCGCCUCCAAGAUCUAGUACCGACUGUCGUUGGCAAAGAUGUUCUCAUAGACAUGACCCUACCUACCGCCGGUACGCUCGAGUUGCUACUUGGAAAGCCUGGCACUCUGUUCGUACAACAAACUACAUACUCUCUCCCGCACGUGUCGCAAGGCAUGCGUCAGGCAGCGGCUUUAAUAUCAACACUCGCGCAUCCAUCCGUUGCCCAAAACUCAAAUAUUUUGUCUCGAUCGUCGUUUGUCGAGCUGAGGCCUUGGCUGCUUGACUCGUUGCUUUCUCUCCGUGCUGUGCAGAACACAUGGCAAGCCGUCGUGCCAACCGCAAGAGCUGACUUGCUCAACAUCGCCCUCAACCUCCUCCCAGAAAAGCCGCCGACAGGAAAGAAGGCCAUGCUCGCACAGAAGGCUUAUACUUCACUAGCUUUGCUUUGCGCCGAGCUCGCAGCACGUCCAGAUGAGAUUGCAGGUUCGGAUGAACCAAGUCAAUUCGCCAGGAGAACCCUCUCCGUAGCCCUCUUACGCAUUGCACGAGCAUCGCUAGUAGACCGCGAGAUUGGCAGACUGGCGGCACCCAAAAUUGUUUUGCCUUUGGAGCUUCUUUGUAUGGAAAUUCCCGCUCUCGGAGAACUCGAUGGCAAUGAUUUUCUACGCUCUCUUCGCGUCCUGAAGCAAGCUUCGUCACCAGUUGCCCCUAGAAGUCUCGAACCCGGAACCCAGCCGGCUCAGUUCAUCGAUCCCGAACUUAGACUCCUAGUUGAGCGUCUUGGAAUUGCCGAGAGCUCUGUUAAGGAAACGGAGGAAGCUGAACCUUCCAUCAAGCGCAGAAAAGUCUCAACAGAGGCCAGUGGAAUCUCCGAAUUGACAGCGCGUAUCAACGAAGUCCUCGGCGCGGCUGACGGUAUAGGCGGUCUUGAGCACAACUUUCUAAAUGCUUAUCCGCAGAUCGACGAAGAGCGCCAAUGCCUCGCCAUUGACUUGAUAUCACGCACUUGUUGCGCCGCUGACAUGACCCUGUCAAAGGACGAGCUUCCCACAAGCAAAGACGGCAGGUUACCGUGUAUGUCCUGCGAUCGGAAACUCGAAGGGCCCAUGAGGCCGGAGGUGAUCGAUAUACAGACAAAACAGGAGGCGCAGUCGACUUUCGCAAAACUCAUCAACCUCACCUCCUUCAAAGAAUCCAAACGACCAAGAGUGGUUGCGAUGAUCGCCAUGAGACGACUCAUCAACCACACCGAUGAUCUCGAGCUUUUCGACCUGGAAACCUCACCUCUCGGACAGUGGUGUCUUCAGAGCCUGCACAGCUCUAUAAGAGAGCUGCGCAUUGCUGCAGGGAGGGCAUUGGCUCUAUUCCUGAAGGCCUCAGCGUCACCAACCAUAGACGUCGCUGUCGUAUACCGUAAUCGAAAGAAUGCACUCAGUCUUUUGAAAGCUUCUUCUGAAAAGGAAACAGUCCUCUUCCAUGAGACUGGGGUCUUGGCGUGGAGCCAGCUUGGACGGGCUGUGGAUGGAGAUGAACUGAACCUCAUCUUACACAAGUUGCUGGAAUAUCUUGGCAGCAGCAACAGCCUCAUUUCAUCAUGCGCAUCCAUUGAGAUUAUGAACUUGGCCGCAGCUCGUAACGUGACACCACGUGGAUUGUUCGAGCCUUUCUGGAGAAAUCUGGCGUACUUUGCGAUCAAAGACAUGGUGUCUCGACCACAAAUCAGUCGAUCGAUUGCUGAAGUCUUACAAAUGUCCGUCAACGAGUUCCUUCUGCUUGUCCAGAGCCAUGCGAUCCCUUGGCUCGUGUUGAUGAAGAAGAAGGAAGUCAUACAAAAGAUUGCCGAAGCCCGAGGCGAAACCGACGUCUGGGUCCCCAUUCUGGACGGUGCCAAUGCUGGCGCCACUAUCGCAUUGCUCCUCGUUCAGGAUGUGCCGAAUAUUGAGGAGUUUGUCAUGUCAAGGCUCGUCGAGGCGUCGGCACACAUAGAGUCUUGGAGCCUAGUUGAGCUUAUGCAGGGCGAAGCCGUCAUGAUUGUCCUCGAACUCCUGAAGCUUGCAGGCGAGGCAGACGAAGCUCGCAAACCCCGAAUUAUCGAGGCCCUUACAACAAUGAGCACCAUGAUUAUGGUCGCAACAAAGGAACCAAGACCGAAAAAAGGCAACAUCAUCGGUCGAUUUUUGCAGUCAUAUAUCCUCGGCCUGAUGGCUCGGCUUGCGGAUGUCAUUAACGACAUGCCCUUCUUGUGUCCACCGCCAGAGGAGCAAAAUCGUUGCAUACGCGCCAUGGAGGAGAUGAUACGACUUUGCAAGGCAUAUAUUGCUGCUUGCCUCCUGUCAGCACUUGCUCAAGACGAGCUCAGAGAAGCGGCUUUCUCCUGUUGGAUUGCUCUACUGACUUAUCUCGAGGCAGAGGAUGUAGAAGUCCUGCUUGAAACGACCUUCUUUGUCAUCAAUCACUACUGGCCCUUGAUUGAAGACAAAACAAGGGCCAGAGCCAGAGAUAUGAUGUUGAAUCUUCUCAAGAAUUUCAACCUGGUCCUCGUGGACAACAUUUGGAAACUCCCAUCCCUGGGCCACAUCUCUGAGCUCGCAGAUAUCGAGAGUCAGCUCCAAGAGCUGCGGCAACAGCAGCCCAUUGCUACCAGAACAGCCAUUGCCAUCUUUGCUGAGCGCGUUUCCCAUGAGAACUCGGGCGUUGUGCUCCAAGCCUUGACAGAGCUGGUGGGAUUCCUCAAACAAAACGGAGGUUAUCUCCAGACUUCAGCCAUCGGUCAGCAACCGGAUUCCGUGGUUUCGACAUUAUUGCGAGCUUUACUCGACUGCGCAUCAAAGUACAGUGCUCUGCAGCUUGAAAUCGCUAGUCUCUGCACACAAUGCAUUGGUCUCGUGGGAUGCCUCGACUCUAACAGAGUGGAGGCAGUCCGAGAGCAGAAGUCCAUGGUGCUUUUGAAUAACUUCGAGAAUGCAGAAGAGACGACCGACUUUGUGCUAUUCAUUCUCGAACAAAUCCUCGUCAAAGCAUUUCUGUCCACAACAGACACGAAACUGCAAGGCUUCCUCUCCUAUGCUAUGCAAGAACUCCUGGAUAGGGUGGACAUCAGGGCGGCGUGUGCCAUGCAGAAGACUGGCGUGCGAGAUGGCGCGGCAAUCUACAGGAAAUGGCUGGCUCUGCCGGAGAACAUGCGAGAGAUCCUGACGCCGUUCUUGACAUCCAAAUACCUUUUGACGCCCAUCAACAUAGCGCCGGCUGAAUAUCCCAUCUUCCGACCAGGCAAGCCAUACGGCAACUGGAUGCGCUCGUUCAGUAUGGAUCUCCUGCGCAGAGGACAGAACGGGCACGCCGACCUCAUAUAUGAGCCUCUAGGGCGCACUAUUCGAGUGAAGGAUCUGACUGUGGCGGAAUUCCUCUUUCCGUACUUGUUCCUCCACGUCAUAAUCGGCAAUCGCAGUACGCGGAAGGAUCGGGAUAAUGUGAUCGGUGAGCUGGUUGGCAUUCUUCAGCACCAGCCAGCCGAGGAUGCUCCAUAUACAGAACGAGAGGAUAUGAAACUGUUUUGCGAGGCCGUUUUCCGUGUUCUGGACUAUGCCAGCAGGUGGCUACAAGAAAAGAAUGCUAGGCGGAAGUCUGAUAGCGACCUGCCAGCCAUAGCACGAGUUGAUGACUUGCUGAAUGCCAUCCCGGCGGUCCUUAUAUCGGAUAGAGCAAUGGACUGCAGAGAGUAUCCGCGGGCGUUGUUUCACCUUGAACAACAUGCCCAGCAGAUGGAGGUCGAAAACGGCGACCCACAGCAAAGGACGGUGCUUCUUGAAAAGCUGCAGGACAUAUACACUCAGAUCGACGAGCCGGAUGGAUUGGAGGGUAUAUCCGCCCACCUCCAUGUGCUAGACAUCAACCAGCAGAUUCUCAGUCACAAGAAAGCGGGAAGAUACACUGCUGCGCAAACUUGGUACGAAAUCAAGCUAGCGGAAGAACCUCAAAACAUUGACGUACAAGUCGAUUUGCUCAACUGCUUGAAGCAAUCGGGGCAACAUGACGUACUCUUGAACUACGUGGAAGGCAUGCACACCGAUCCCUCAAUGGAGAACAAGAUCGUGCCGUACGCUGUCGAGGCGGCCUGGGCAACUCGCAGAUGGGAAGCUCUGUCCAAGUACUCCGGGCGCUUCCACGGUAGCCCCCUGGAGGACUUCAACGUCAGUGUCGCACAGUUGUUCAGCUCUUUGCAGCAAGGAGGUGUUGAAGGGAGUUCGUUCCCUCAGAUGUUGCAGAGUAUGAGAGAAAAGAUUGCCUCGGCAAUGACGUACUCUGCGACUUCUUCCUUACAAGCCUGCCAUGAUCUGAGGCUUCGGUGCCAUGUGCUCACUGACUUGGAAAUAAUUGCUGGGGCGCAAGUUGCGGAUGACGAAGCUCGCCAGGAAGUGCUGACCAUGCUUAACCGAAGACUGGAGGUUCUUGGAGCAUACGUUAACGACAAGCAAUACCUUCUAGGCAUUCGCAGAGCUGCCAUGGAGCUUUCACGACCCAAGUUCACCGACCUCGACAUCUCGUCGCUUUGGCUCUCGAGCGCACGGCUGGCGAGAAAGGCAAACUCGAUGCAUCAAUCAUUCAAUGCUGUGCUGCAUGCGUCCCAGCUCGGAGAUGGCGCGGCAGUGAUCGAGAAUGCUCGGCUUCUCUGGAAGGAUGGCCAUACUCGGAAAGCCAUCCAAGUCUUGCAAGGCGCCAUCGAGGCAAACAACUUCAUGACGCAGACCAACAGCACGUCUUCCAUCCGGGGCCUAGACGCUCAGCAGAGACUACUGACGGCCAGAGCGCAGCUGAUGCUUGCCAAGUGGUUGGAUGCUGCUGGCCAGACAAACAACGUUGCUCUACGAUUCAAGUAUCAACAGCCCCCAAAGACGAAUUCGUCUUGGGAAAAGGGGCACUACUACUUGGGACGCUACUACAAAAAGCUUGGCGAGACCGAAAAAGAACUCAAGGUAGACGAGCAGAGCGACGGGUACGUUCAAGGCGAGGUUACCAGGCUCGUCAUUGAGAACUACCUUCGCUCGCUCAAUUACGGCACCAAAUAUCUCUACCAGACCUUGCCGAGAAUUUUGACGCUCUGGCUCGAGUUGGGAGCGCAAGUGGACAAGGCUCCCGAAGGAAAGGUUUCGAUGUCCCGCGAGCUCCAUAGGAGGCGGACGGAGCAGCUGAAUCUUCUCCACGCCUUCCUCGAUAAAUACAUCGCUCGUCUUCCAGCCUACAUAUUCUACACAGCACUACCGCAAAUUGUUGCGAGAAUUGCUCACCAGAACCAAAACGUGUUUGAGCGGCUCACACGUAUCGUCGUCAAGGUCGUGGAGUCGCAUCCUCGGCAGGCGUUAUGGGGUUUAUUCGGCAUCAUGACCACGAAAAAGCCCUCAGAGCGUAGAAACAGGGGCCAGCAUAUUCUACAGACGCUCAAGGGUAUAUCAAGAAAGGUCGACGGCGCCAACUACGACCUCAAGCAGUUGCUCCGCAUGGGCGAGAAGCUCGCGGAGCAGCUCUUGGUGGCUUGCAACAACGGGGACUUCCAGAGCAACAGAACGACGGUGGCCAGCAUCACGAGGGACCUGAACUUCAACCACAAAUGUACACCCUGUCCCUUGGUGGUCCCUAUCGAGUCGUGCCUCACAGCGACUCUGCCGACAUUGACGGAUAACGUCAAGAAACACAAGGCAUUCUCUCAAGAUGUCAUCACCAUCGACUCUUUCUUGGACGAGGUCCUCGUCCUUGGAUCUCUUGCCAAGCCGAGGCGACUUACGUGCCGCGGAACCGAUGGCAACAAUUACAUGCUCAUGAUCAAACCGAAGGACGACCUGCGAACGGAUCAGCGUCUGAUGGAGUUCAACGGAAUGAUCAACCGGUCGCUCAAGAGAGACCCCGAAGCCAGCAGACGCCAACUCUACAUCAAGACGUACGCUGUGGUACCGUUGAAUGAAGAAUGCGGUAUCAUCGAAUGGGUCGAUGGUUUGAAGACGUUGCGAGAGAUUCUCCUCGACCAGUACAAGGCUCGGUCGGUCCAUCCUGACUACGGCCAAAUAAAGCAGAUGAUGAUCGAAGCUGUGACGGGCCCGAACAAUAUCAAGAUCUUCACCGAGGGAGUGCUGGGAACAUUCCCCCCUGUGCUGCAGUACUGGUUUGUUCAGCGUUUCCCGCAUCCCUCGACAUGGUUCUCGGCUCGGCUCAAAUACACUCGGUCAUGCGCCGUCAUGUCCAUGGUCGGCACCAUCCUCGGAUUGGGUGAUCGACACGGCGAGAACGUGCUCCUCGAGCGAGACAACGGAGGAAUCUUCCACGUCGACUUCAACUGUCUCUUCGAUAAGGGUCUCACGUUCCAGCAGCCGGAGAAGGUACCGUUCCGGCUGACGCACAACAUGGUGGCGGCCAUGGGCAUCUACGGAUACGAGGGUCCGUUCCGCCAUUGCAGCGAGUUGACGCUGGGCAUCCUGCGGCAACAGGAAGAGACGCUGAUGACGAUUCUCGAGUCGUUCAUCUACGACCCGACGCUGGACCUGCAGAAGGAGAAGAAGACGAGUCGGAGGUCGGACGGCGCGCCGCGGAUGCAACCGCAGCUGGUCGUUGACAGCAUCAAGCGCAAAGUCAGGGGCCUGAUGGGCCCCGACCCGAUUCCCCUCGGCGUCGAGGGACAGGUGGAGGAGUUGAUAAAACAGGCGGUCGAUCCCAGAAACCUGGCGGCCAUGUACAUCGGAUGGUGUCCGUUCUUGUGA